UUGAUAAAAGGCAGGAGGGAGAGUCAGGAAGAUGAUGAAUGAGUUGAGUCGAGUCGAGUCGAGUCGAGCUGUAGCUGAGCUGAGAAGCCGACAAAAAGUGGCGUGUUAAAUGCAUGCCAUAUGGUUGUUUAAUUGUGCAUGAAGGAAGGAAGAAAAAGAGAAAAGAUCCGUAGCUGUCGUUUCAGCUUAUUUGUAACGUAGCUUCAGAUGCCGUGUGGGUGUCAUGGGUUUGGUUCGGCUCAUGAUCUGCCCCCAUUCCUAUUUUCCUCCCCAACCCUUUUUUUAAAAUAAAAAAUAAAAACUAAAAAAUAAAAAAUAAAUUCUCUGAAAAUAUCUGUUUAUAUAUACAAAAUGUGGCUUUCCUUAUUUGUGCAUCUAAGUCUUCAACAUGGGCAUUUCCUCUCUCUUUGAUCGCCACGACAUAUAAAAAAAAAAAAAUCAUAAUCCGUUAGCCAUUUGGUCGCUUUGAGCCGUAUAGAUAAGGAUAUAGAUUAUACAUGGGAAUCUUUUUCUUAUUAAUGCCGGUCAACAAUUAUUGAGGCAAAUGGCAACUCUGGUUGAGUCUUCGAAUGGAACCAGGCAACGAGGGAAGCAUUAUUACACAAUGUGGCAAACAUUGUUCGAGAUUGAUACCAAGUAUAUUCCGAUCAAGCCUAUCGGGAGAGGAGCGUAUGGUGUGGUGUGCUCAUCCAUCAAUAUGGAAACCAACGAGAAAGUUGCAAUCAAGAAAAUCAAUAAUGUGUUUGAUAAUCGGGUUGAUGCUCUGAGGACUCUGAGGGAGUUGAAGCUUCUUAGACAUGUCCGGCAUGAGAAUGUGAUUGCUUUAAAGGAUAUUAUGAUGCCUAUCUACAGGGAAACUUUCAAGGAUGUGUAUUUGGUUUAUGAGCUCAUGGAUACAGAUCUCCAUCAAAUUAUCAAGUCCUCACAAACUCUUUCUAAUGACCAUUGCAAGUACUUUCUAUUUCAGUUGCUUCGAGGGCUAAAGUAUCUUCAUUCAGCAAACAUCCUUCACCGAGACUUAAAGCCUGGAAACCUCCUUGUGAAUGCUAAUUGUGACCUAAAGAUAUGCGAUUUUGGUCUGGCACGAACAAGCAAAGGAAAUGGCGAGUUCAUGACAGAGUAUGUAGUCACUCGCUGGUACCGUGCACCAGAGCUACUCCUGUGCUGUGACAAUUAUGGAACUUCAAUUGAUGUCUGGUCUGUAGGAUGCAUUUUUGCCGAAGUUCUUGGUCGGAGACCAAUCUUCCCUGGAACUGAAUGCCUGGACCAACUAAAACUAAUCAUCAACGUCCUUGGCAGCCAACAAGAAGCUGAUCUUCAGUUUAUCGAUAAUCCAAAGGCUAGGAGGUACAUAAGGUCCCUGCCUUAUUCUAGGGGAAUUCAUCUUUCCCAUCUGUACCCCCUGGCCGAUCCAUUAGCCAUAGACUUGCUGCAAAGGAUGCUCGUGUUUGAUCCAACUAAGAGAAUCACCGUCACAGAAGCACUUCAACACCCUUACCUGUCAGAUCUUUAUGAUCCAAGACAGAAUCCUCCUGCCCAGGUCCCUGUCAAUCUUGAUAUAGAUGAGAAUUUGGGGGAGAAAAUGAUUAGGGAGAUGAUGUGGAAUGAGAUGAUUCAUUACCAUCCAGAAGCUGUUUAUGCCAAUUCAUAAUAAGUAGCGCUCCUGAGGCUUUAAUUUCCUUCACCUCAUUCCUUCACAAGAUGUGUUUUUAGGACUGCGUUUUAUUUAGUUUCCUAGGAAGAACUAUGAGAAAUAUGCCUUUGAACACCAUAAUUUACAAGAGAUUUUGUUGUUUAAUUUUAUUUUAUUUUAUUUUUUUGUUUUUGGUAUCCGGUUUAGUAGUUUUAGCUAGACCUUGCAUCUUGUAAUUAUGUAGGUAAUUGUUAAACUAAAAUUUGAUGUACGGCUAUUUAUUAUCUUGUAUUGUUAUUGAUAGUCCAUCUGAAACAUUUCCUUUGAAGAAACGGAGGAGCUAAAUAAAGAAAUGCAUCCGCUUGUUGCUGUUU
Ziziphus jujuba (common jujube) is the source of this 2007-nucleotide messenger RNA. RefSeq names its product mitogen-activated protein kinase 7. The record is from RefSeq and is a predicted model, not a curated record. Gene Ontology annotation, cellular component: cytoplasm; nucleus. Bases 545 to 1651 code for a protein of 368 amino acids. Gene Ontology annotation, biological process: protein phosphorylation; intracellular signal transduction. The transcript has 3 exons. NCBI's taxonomy places the organism in Eukaryota, Viridiplantae, Streptophyta, Magnoliopsida, Rosales, Rhamnaceae. Gene Ontology annotation, molecular function: ATP binding; MAP kinase activity.